Messenger RNA from Penaeus monodon (black tiger shrimp), 4305 nucleotides. RefSeq names its product integrator complex subunit 14-like. The record is from RefSeq and is a predicted model, not a curated record. Gene Ontology annotation, cellular component: integrator complex. The transcript is spliced from 13 exons. Gene Ontology annotation, biological process: snRNA 3'-end processing. Bases 255 to 1790 code for a protein of 511 amino acids. NCBI's taxonomy places the organism in Eukaryota, Metazoa, Arthropoda, Malacostraca, Decapoda, Penaeidae.
AGUUUGGCUGCUUGGGGUAAACACCGAAUUUGUUUACGCGGUGAAGAUAUGCGUAUGAGGCAAGAGAAUUAUAACUGACUAGUGUUACCUCCCUCAACCACGCAGCUUCUAGCCAAGGGGUCACUUCCUCUCGUCUGACAGUAUUCGACAGUCACAUGAAUGCUAUUGCAUGAAACUUUAUCUUCUUCCGUGGUAGCUUACUUAGUUCAUUUUAUGGGUUGUGAAUGUACAAAAAAUUUAUAUAUGCAUAAAAGAUGCCAACAGUAAUCCUCCUAGAUGUGUCUCUUUCUAUGAGCCGGAGUGUAGAUGUAUCAACUCCCAGCCAAAGUGAAGAAGUAGAAAGAUUAGAACUGAGGAAGGACCUUGCCGCCCAUGGAUGUCACAGUCUUCUCGAUCACUUUGCCCAACACUGUAAAUUAGAAUUUGCUUGCUUGAUAUCCUUUUCAUCUGUGUACAAAAUCCUUAUGCCCUUUACAAGGGAUUUUGAAUCCAUAAAAAAUGCCCUGAAUCUGGUAGAAGAAGGAGAUAAAACGAGUAUUGACGUUGGGCUGGUUGGUGCGGCUCAGCAUAUCCUGGAGGAGUGGGGGAAUGGAACUCCUUGUCAGAUUGUUUUGGUGACCGAUGGUAAUGCAGGGAUAGGACAGCAUGCCAUGCAGAAGUCUCUGAUGUCUCCUCAUUCCCGAGGAGCUGCUCAAUUCCCUUUGCCCUUCCCAUUUCCUGCAAAACUCAGCAUUGUUUGUAUUGCCAACCCAAGUGAACCAGGCUUCCAGACUUCAAAACCUUUAUAUCAACGUCUGAUUGAACUGAAUGGCGAGGGUGAUAUUCUUGUUCCAGAAGGUGGAUUAAGCAAAAAGUCUGUAUCAGAAUUAUUUGACCAGCUGAUUAAGAACAACUUCUCCUCAUAUUCUGGAACUCUUCACUGUGGGAACUUGUCUGCUCCCAUUACCCUGUCGCCUCCACCUCAACCCUACUGCCGUCACCAUGAUUUUGAAGUGAUACGUGUGAGUGUAGAUUCUGCCAUCCAGGUACUGGGAUUUCUUAAUACGGGAGACGUUUCUUCACCUCCUGCCUUCUCCAGACAUCUUGUGCUUCCUCUUUCCACUAAAGGUGACAUGGUGAUGCUACCCAAGGCUGACGGUGGGAGUGAUGAUGAAAGUGGGAACGAUGAGGGGAAAAUACCCUCUUUCUGUGUCUUGCUCCAUGGUGGGCUAAAGAGAGAAAACACAGUGGCUUUGUGUCAGGUUGGCGACAACUGGUAUGGCAUUCUGUAUUCAUGGGCGGACAACAAAAAGAAGUCAAACUUGAUGCUGUCAAUUUUUGUCCCAGGCAAUGAUGUUAUUCCAUGGAUGGGGAAAUUAUCUAAUCUUGGACCUGCUUCACUCUUGCCUACAAAUCCAUAUGGACAAAAUGAAUCUUCUACACCAUUUCCAUUGAAGAUUCAAGAAGAGAAAAGUUACGCACUUAAUUGUGUGGUAUGGGUACGACAAGGUGGCUUACAGUCAGAUAUACAGAAAAUCCUUCGUCAUGCUCGAAAACUCCCAGAUAAGACACAGAGUUUUUACAAGGAAUUAAACCGUGUACGUAGAGCUGCCCUGUCUUAUGGAUUCGGCGAGCUCCUAGAGGGCCUGGCAAGUGUCUUGGAGCGAGAGUGUACGCUCCUACCUUCUUCUUCCCAUCCUGUGGCAGCCAUUCAGCUUCAACAUGCAUACGAGGCACUAAGAAACCACGACAAGAGUGAUUUCAGGCAGAAUAUUACACCUUUGAAAACCACUUUUACAGGCAAUGACUAAUCAGAAAUUAAUGUCUAAGAGAUGUGGCUUAUCAUUAAUAUCAUUGUGUAAGGAAAAUUCUUGGGGACAUGUGUGGAUUUGUUUUGCCUCCUAGUUUAUAUCACCAGAUAAUUGAUAAUUCACCUCAUUUCAUAUGACAGGCGUGCAUUUUAUAAAUAAGGAAAGUCUUUCUUAUAGUAUAUGAAACAUUCCAUAAUUUAUGCAGGGAAUUCUACUGAACAUUCCUUUAGAAAAGGGUUUUAGAAUGCCUCCCCCCUUCCAGAAAAAAAAAAGAAAAAAAGUACAGUAUGCACAUACAAACACACACAGGCACACACACAGACACAUACAGACAUGCACACAGACGCCCACCCAUACACCCCCCCAUCACCCCUCUCUCUCUCUCUCUCUCUCUCUCUCUCUCUCUCUCUCUCUCUCUCUCUCUCUCUCUCUCUCUCUCUCUCUCUCUCUCUCACUAGUUUGGCAUAACUGAUGGUUCAGGACAGCGAUUUGAAUCUGGCAGUCAUUACCUGGCCAGCUGAAGUACCCAACUGCCCCAUUUUCUUUACCUUCACUGCAGAUUUAUGCAAAUAUUUUACACUCAGUUACUGAUUUUUCAGUAAUAUAAUGAAGUGUACAAUAAUAAUAAUAUUAUUAUUAUUAUUAUUAUUAUUAUUAUUAUUAUUAUUAUCCUAAGAUUUACCGAUUUACAUUGGUCUGGUUACAAACCAGCUGGACCUCUGAAGAUCAACCUAUAUUAAACUGAACUCUGUGGCUGAAGUGUCAUUUUCUAAGUUCAAGUCUUCAAAUUCAGCAGCUGAAGUGCCAUUUUUUAAGUUCAAGUCUCCAACUUAAGCCAAUUGUUUAUUUUUGUGUAAUGUGAUGAGAUGAUGUACAUCUUACAUUACGUCUUUUAAUACUUUCUCAAAAAAUAUCCUUUUGUUUUAUCUUAUCUUGAGCUGUAAGUUUACAAGGUUAGAUUUUUACCUGGUAAAAUUACUCAUCCAGCAAAUUGAAAUAUACAGAUGGUAUGUUAAUCAGUUUUAUUUUUAUUUUUAUCUUUAUUUAUUCAUUUUUACUUCUAUUAUAAUAAGUGUAUAUCAAUACUUGCUUCAGUUGGUGUUAAACUGAAAAGUUUUUAAUUUAAACAAUUUUCUUUUCUUUCCAAUUUAACUUAUGAGAAACAUCACUUCUAUAUAUUUUCAAAACUGUGGUCACAAUAUACAUCUAUUUCCUAUAACCACCCCCUGCAGAAGUGCAUGAAAAUGCCAGAUAUUAUUAAAAUAAGUAACCGUAUAAAUCUUUCAUUUUUCCGGCACCAGAACACACCAGAACAUACUCUACAAUACAGAGACGAAUUAACAUAGAACUAAUCCACUUUGAGCAAGCAAGUAAGGUGCUUUGUGGAUUUGGAUGUGAUAAAAGAGUUCAAAAGAGGGAGUGCUUGUCCAAGUGAAUGCCAAAUUUGAAGUCCUGAUUGCAUUUCUUCUACUAGUCAAAUGCUAAUCUUGGAAAAAAAAAUAUGUGAAGAAAAUCAAAGGGAGUACUGGAACUUGUUUACACAAAUGUACAAUGGGGUCAUCUCAUUCAUGUUUUUGCAGGGGUUUUGCACGAUAGAGUACACAUGGUGGCGGGAGGGGAAUGGAGACACAGCUGGUGUGUGAGGUGUGUAUAUAGGAGCCAUAUUGGGGAAGGAAGGGGCUGGGAGGUGAGGGACAAUUAAUGGCUAAUUAAUGGGGCAUUAUUUUAGUAAGUAUUUAUGUGACCAUACUUUACUCCAAGAUGCAGAGCUUGAUAUAAAAAAGAAAAACAUGAUACUAUAUGUAUAUAUUUUCAAAACUGGGAUACCGGGCUAUUUUGUAUUCCAAAUCCAUUGUGCUUUGUCAAAGAUAUUUCUCUAAUUACUAUACUGCUGGACUAGCCAAAAUAGAUAAGGAAUUUCAAGCUGGCAAGCAUUUAUGGGGUUAAUGCUAGUAGAAAGUAGAGUAAUGAUGGUAAUAGAAAAUUCUACAAAGUAUGAUGUAAAGAGUAUGCACAUUGGCUCCCGGGAUAGAAGUAUGGUAUUAGAAUGUUUUCAUUAGUACAUCGAAAUGUUCAAUAUUACCAUUAUUCAAAGUUUUGCAUAUCAUGAUAGGUAAGGUACAUGAUCACAUAAAAUAUUGGCUAUGUGGAAGCCUGUAUCUGAGUCUCAUAUAAUGUAGGUGUGCAGAUAUGUGAUCUAUUGUACAACAUUUUAUAAGAUAUUAUUUUUCCAGUUGUCUGAAGUAAUUUUCACACACUUAUGUUCUCUUUGUAAAGUAUAUGAAAGUCUCACUAUACUAUUCUUUACUUAUUAUGUGGUUGUGAAUCCAUUAUUUUAUAUUUAAAUAGAUCAAAUUGCGGAAAAAGAGCGUGCUGAAUUAUUUGAUCUCCUUUUUUUAAUGACACAUUUACUGCAUGCUCGACGUCCAGAUAAAAUACAAAAUAGUGGUUAUAUUUCUUGGUGCAUAUUAUACUGCAAAAUGACAUUUGUAUAAAUAUAUUGCAUAAUUUUUCA